GGUCCACACCUGCUCGUAGGUAAACAGACACUACCACUCAAAAUUAUUGAAAGAUCUCAGUGUGAGGGAGCGGCGAACUUGAAAAGUCUGACUACACAGUAACGUUGGGCGACUUCUUGAGUCUACAAAGUUGACUAAAGUGUAUUCACUGUAGACAAAUGGUGGAUUUAGAGCACCAUUGGUCAUAUAACAAGUAAUCUAGUAUUUUAAAAAAAGGCAAUCUAUGGGGGGUUUUUGGUCGCUCUUACGAUAACUUCUGACAUGAUCAUCUUUGGUGUGCUGGGAGCAUGGAUCUUGGACUGCCGCUGAGCCCUGGCGACAGCGCUAACGUGACUGAAAGCCUGAGAGUGGUGGUGAAAGAGGAGGAUAUCAAAGAGGAGGAAUAUGAUCAUGUGAGUUCAUUACAUGAUGAAGAAGAAAAGCCUGUGGUGGAGCUUCACUGUAAAACUGAAACGGACAUUGAAACCGAAGUCGCAGAGUCUUACAGCCUGAGAGUGGUGGUGAAAGAGGAAGAUGUUAAAGAAGAGGAAUAUGAUCUUGUGAUUUCAUUACAUGAUGAAGAAGAAAAGCCUGUGGUGGAGCUGUGGAGUAAAACUGAAACGGACAUUGAAACCGACGUUGCGGACUCAGACUACAGCGGUACAACGACUCACAGUGAAACACUACAGACAACCGUGAAGACUGAAGUGAAGAAAGAAGAUGAUGAGCAAGAGAAUGAUUAUCUGGUGGAAAGUGCAUCAGAACACCCGAGCACAGUGCAACACCAGAGCCAUGGACAGAACGAUCAACUCAACCUGCAACCGAAUGGAGGAACGUACGACUGCACCGUCUGCAGCAAGAGUUUCACGGCCCUGAGAGAUUUGGAGAAACACCAGAAGACACACACUGUUACUAGUCAAAGCAGACAACAGCCAAAGAAAUCUUAUCAAUGUACCCACUGUGGAAAAAGUAUUACUCGCAUGACAAAUCUUAAACAGCACAUGCUUACACAUACUGGAGAGAAGCCUCAUAAAUGUACCCAUUGCGGAAAACCGUUCACAAAACCCUCACAACUUAAACUUCACAUGCUAAUACACACCGGAGAGAAGCCUCAUAUUUGUGCCCACUGUGUAAAAGCGUUUUUAACAUCCACAGAACUUAAACGCCACAUGCUUACACAUACUGGAGAUAAGCCUCACACAUGUGUUCAGUGUGGAAAAGGUUUCUCACUAUUGCCAAAUCUUAAAAGACAUCUGUUAAUACACACCGGAGAGAAGCCUCAUAGAUGCGCCCAGUGUGGAAAACAUUUUACAGGACUCUCAGUACUUACACUUCACAUGCUUACACAUACCGGAGAGAAGCCUCAUGAAUGUGCCCAGUGUGGAAAAGAGUUUUUAACCUCCCCAAAACUUAAACUUCACAUGCUUACACAUACCGGAGAGAAGCCUCAUAAAUGUACCCAUUGCGGAAAACCGUUCACAAAACCCUCACAACUUAAACUUCACAUGCUAAUACACACCGGAGAGAAGCCUCAUAUUUGUGCCCACUGUGAAAAAGCGUUUUUAACAUCCACAGAACUUAAACGCCACAUGCUUACACAUACUGGAGAUAAGCCUCACACAUGUGUUCAGUGUGGAAAAGGUUUCUCACUAUUGCCAAAUCUUAAAAGACAUCUGUUAAUACACACCGGAGAGAAGCCUCAUAGAUGCGCCCAGUGUGGAAAACAUUUUACAGGACUCUCAGUACUUACACUUCACAUGCUUACACAUACCGGAGAGAAGCCUCAUGAAUGUGCCCAGUGUGGAAAAGAGUUUUUAACCUCCCCAAAACUUAAACUUCACAUGCUUACACAUACCGGAGAGAAGCCUCAUAAAUGUGUCCAGUGUGGAAAAGGUUUCACGCUACUGUCAAAUCUUAGAAGACAUCAGCCAAUACACACUAUAGAGAAGCCUCAUAAAUGUGUCCAGUGUGCAAAAGCGUUUUCAACAUCCCCAGAACUUAAAGGCCACAUGCUUACACAUAUUGGAGAGAUGCCUUAUACAUGUGUUGAGUGUGGAAAAGGUUUCUCAGCAUAUUCAAAACUUAAAAGACAUCUGUCAAUACACUCUGGAGAGAAGCCUCAUAAAUGUGUCCAGUGUGGAAAAGCGUUUUCAAUAUCAUCAACUCUUAAACGACACAUGCUCAUACACACAGGAGAGAAGCCUCAUAAAUGUGCCCAGUGUGAAAAAGCGUUUCUAACAUCCUCAGAACUUAAACGCCACAUGCUAUCACACAGACAGAAGCCUCGUGAAUGUGUAGAGUCUUCUUUUAUACAUUUCAACUCUUAAAACACACAUGAUAUCGCUCACUGGACAUAAGUCUGAAAAAUGUGCCCUGUGGGAAAAAGCGUUUAAAUUAUCCAAACAUCUUAAAUACCACAUGCUUACACGUACUAGACAAAAGCCUCGUUGAUGUGUCCAGUGGAGAAAGCCAUUUCAACACUCCAAGAUCUACAGUACAACACCUUACACACACUGGGAGAGAAGCCUUCUGCAUGUGCCCAGUGUGGGAAAGGUUUUAAUUUCUUCAUCAACAGCUCUGAUGAGAAAAAACAUUUAAAAGAGUGAGAUCUUAACCCCGCAAGGAUUUGAAAAAAACUAUUUCACAGCUCUCUGCGAGUUUUUGUCCUAAAAAUAUAGAAAACACUUUUUUAAAAGAAAAUGUAUCGAUGGCGCUUUGUGAAAACAAUAAAAGAAAAUCUUAGGAUUUAUACACUUAGCUUUCCUUUAUUGUAUUCUUUGCUGGUUUGUUUGUUUCUCUGUUUGUAUUUGUAUUUGUAUAUUUUCCUUCUACGAUGUAAAGCGAGUUCAAGUUCAAGUUCAAUAAGUUCAAUUUAAACUUGGGUUAGAGAAAGGUGUUAUACAACUUAUUAUUAUUAUUAUUAUUAUUAUUACUUGUUGUUGUUGUUGUUGUUGUUGUUGUUGUUGUUGUUGUUGUUGUUGUUGUUAUUGUGUAUGUAAAUAUGUGACCCUGCAAAGCGUAUGUAAAUAUGUGACCCUGCAAAGCAAAACCAGUCGCUUUGCACUCUAUGCUAUAUUGAGAAAAUCCAUAAUAAAUAAACGUUAGGGAUAAAAUGUUGAAUUUUAUGUUUUUACUGCAUUCGACAGUAUACAAUCUACUCUUUCAUAUUGUGAACAAAUUUCAUGAAAAAACUGAAGUUUUGACUCUUAUACCCGGUGACGAUUCAACACAUUAGCAGUCAUUCCUGUUGUUCACGCCGCUCUUCUGGCAUGUUGUAAUGGGAGAACCAUGUAAACUUUGAAUGUGGUAAUCUUAGCGAUAGUUUUUCAAAUAUCCUCGAUAUACAUAUUGUUGGAAAGCUUAGUUUAUGGCCAUUCAUGUGAGCACAAUAAUGUAAUUUUGUACAUUUUACCAAAGCGACUGGUUUCGCUUUGCAGGGUCACAUAUGUGAUGUACAGUAUAUAUGAAGAGCUCUUUUCCGAAACGCUAUAAAUCCAUUUUUUUUCUAAUGAAGUUGCGAUAAGUCAACUGACGAGCACGAACGAAAAGGAAAGACAGGGGAACAGAUUGCUAAAGUAAUUCCACAGGAAAUAUUGUUAUACUGUCUACAUGAGCAUGAUGAAUACACGGUAUCAAUGAGGCUCAAAAGGUUUGCAAUAUGUUCCCAUCCUUCUUGUUCGUUCGUACUCGUCAGUCGACUUAUCGCAACUUCAUUACAAGAUGGCGGCCAGCGGAGAGAUUCUAUGAAGGUACUGCUUGU
Sardina pilchardus (European sardine) is the source of this 3739-nucleotide messenger RNA. RefSeq names its product gastrula zinc finger protein XlCGF57.1-like. Gene Ontology annotation, molecular function: RNA polymerase II transcription regulatory region sequence-specific DNA binding; DNA-binding transcription factor activity, RNA polymerase II-specific. Bases 288 to 2306 code for a protein of 672 amino acids. NCBI's taxonomy places the organism in Eukaryota, Metazoa, Chordata, Actinopteri, Clupeiformes, Clupeidae. The record is from RefSeq and is a predicted model, not a curated record. Gene Ontology annotation, cellular component: nucleus. The transcript has 2 exons. Gene Ontology annotation, biological process: urogenital system development; regulation of transcription by RNA polymerase II; embryo development.